AUUCAGUGCGAUGGCGGACGGCGUAUGCCUCUUUGUUCUAUUGUGCACUCGUACCUACAGUCUGUGGACAAGUACCACUAGGGAAUAUUGGGAGUCUAAUGACCAGCCGCCUUGACCGUCUUUUUGUGUUACUGGAAAGUUGUCCCAAUGCGUCUUUACGAACUGCGGCUGCAGAGCAACUUGGAGAGAUCGCAAAAAGUAGUCCAUCAAGCAUUGAUUAUGUCUUCACCUGUCUUAUCCCUCUGCUUCGACACAAAAACUGGGUUUCUCGUAUUGCUGCAUCAGAAGCUAUUCGUCACAUUGUUCGUCACUUGCCUGAUUGGCAACCAACGUUGAAUUGUCAAAGCUACAUAGAUCAAAAGGACGUUUCAACUAAUGGCUUUCUCAGUCUAAGUGGACUCCGGAUUGACUAUGUUCUAGCUCAGGGUGCUCGACUUUACAGUAUGGAUGCACGAGAAUUGGACAGAAAUAACAGUCGGGGUUAUUUUGAACGAUGUAAAAAGAAUAAUGAAAAUGCAAUGGAAUGUGAUACAUUUGAUCCACAAACAGAUAUUCAGUCUCAAAUUUUACCGCCAGUACAACGCCAAGAAAUAAACAGUCGUCUAGGCCUGGAAAACGACAAUUUAUUAACUGAAGUUCUGGAGAGUCAUGCUGAUGUAUCAAUUAAUAAAUGGAUAACAACAGACGAUUUUAAUGAUGAAACACAACCUGGAUUCACUCAAAUAGAUGUUGAGAGUUGUGUACGGAGUGCUUACGUUGCUCAUGUCGACACAGAUGGGAAAAGAUUCAGUGUCUGUCAGUCCCCAGUUCAUUGUGAUACAAAACGCAUCAAACUAGACUCAUCAAGUGACGUCACCAUUGAUAAAUCUGGACUGAAUGUUCAAGCUACUGUUUCUGCAUUAAAUCAAUCCUCGGGACAUUGGCCAUUAGAUAGAAUGUGUACUACACUUUUAGGUGAUUUGUGGGCAUUGCGUUGGGAGACACGCCAUGGAGCAGCUUCUGGUCUACGAGAAUUACUGUCCGAGCCAAGACAUACUAAACAAGCAGGAAAAUAUAUUGGUCAAUCCGAAACGGAGAUGUAUAAUAGCCAUUACCAAUAUUUGGAAGAUAUUGUAGUUCGUGUACUUUGUACACUAGCCCUGGAUCAGUUGUCUGAUUUUAUUUCCGAUGAAGUUGUAGCUCCAGUGCGUGAAACCGCUGCACAGUUAUUAGGUGUACUAUCUUUGCAUUUAACAACUGAACAAGUACUUUUAGUAGCAAAACACUUAAUAUUUCUUGUAUCUUUAAACGACGAAGCAGUAACAAAACUGUGCACUAAUAUACCUUGUCAAAAGGACAAUUCAAAUGCUUCCAAAAACAGUUGGAUGAUAGCACAUGGUGGAUUAUUAGGCAUCAAAUAUUUGCUUGCUUCAAGAAAGGAUUUAAAAAAUACAUUAUUACCACAUGUUACACCGUGCUUAAUUGGCCGAUUGUUUGGGAUACCAAUUGUAGCUGAUAAUCAAACCGUUUCUCGACAAAGUGGUCAUCCAUCUUCAUUUAGUGCUAAUACUCUUGCCGACGAUGAAGAUAUACGUGCUGCUGCCGCUUCAGCAUUAUUGCCAAUUAUUGAUACAAUAUGGGUCGAAUCACUUAGUCAGUAUGAAUAUGAUUUAUUUGUAAACCAUGUUUGGUCAUUGAUUCGUAAUACACCAUCAGAUUUAUCACCAUCUACUGGACCUGUACUUAGUUUAGCCUGUGCACUAACUAAAGCUGAAGUAGGAAAGAGGCAGUUUGGCGAACAGCAUAACAGUACAAUCAAAUCAGAAGAAGAUGUUAGCAUUUAUCGAGUUAAUACAAGUGAAAAGAUAAUGAUAAUAGCAGAACUACUACACCAUGUUUCUUCAUCUAUUCGUCAAAGUGCCUUGAACACUCUACAAUGUGUAAUAGAAUCUUGUGAAAAUCAGAUAGAAAGCUUAUCUGCUGAUAUGCUACAUUUAAUAUUAGAUAAUUUAUUCCAGCGGAUACUUUUAGAAUCAUGUACCUCAAUACGUGCCCUGGUUACGAAUCUCACAAUCAAAAUUAUUCAAGCAGCUAAAUUGGAUUGCCUUGUUCAGGCGAGUCUUCGACGUUUAGAUGUAUGGCUAUGUCAAGUUAUGCAACCGACUGGUAUCCCCUACCCAAAUAAAUUUUUAGUACCUUGUUUAAGAUCUAACUCAGAUAUACAGUUAACCAAUGAAUUGAAUUCAAAUAAUGAUGAAUUGACGAGUCUAACAGUUAGAUCAACUGCGAACAUCCCAUCGAGUAAUCAACAAGCUGUAUUUAUACCUCAACCAACAUAUUGUAUUGGUGGUUUUCAGUGCUUAACCGCUAGUCGUUCAGAAAUGGAAUCAUAUGUUUUAGAAACCAGGAUCUCGGCUGUUCGUGUUUUAGCAUAUUUGUGUUCGCGUAUUUGUCAAUACAACCAGUUAAUUCCAGUUCAUUUAUUACCGUGUAUAUCAGAUAAUUCAAAGUUAUCUACUUCAUCAUUACCAUCAUCAGUAAACAACAAUGAACAUAAUCAUAUUAAUAAUACAUCAAUUAGUGUUUUAAACUAUGUAAUUGGACAAUUAAUAUGUCAGUUACAUUUAAAGGAUAGAUUAGCUAUGCAACGUUUCAUCUCUGGACUAUUACUAUCUUCUUGGUCUUUAUUAUCUCCAAUUUCAUCUUUACCAACUGGUUCUGGUGAUAACAAUGAUAAUAGCUCAAUGAAUUCAUCAAAUAAGCUGUUUAAUUCCAUGAAUCCAUUUUACCAAAUAAAUUACAUUGACAAAUUAACUUAUACGUGGUCUAAUUUAAUGAAUACUUCUUCAUCAACAUUAUUAUCAUGUCAUUUAGAACAGUUACAGAAUUUAGCAGAACGUGUUUUCACUAAUAUUAAAAUUGACCUACAUGAUAUAGCAAAGCAACUACGUGGACGAUUAGAAUCUUGUUUAACUGAAGUAAUUUAUUAUGAAGAAAUACUGGCUCCUUUCAAAUUAAUGCAAGAAGAUUGUCGCGAAUUAAUUCGACUAAUGAAAAGUGGCGGUCUUCCUGUUGAUUCUCAAAUUCCAAUAAACGGUGUCUUAACAAUAGUUCAUUGUAAAAUAUUACUUCAAAAAGUGGCUGAAGUAAUUCAUGCUGAAAAACAGCAUUCAGUAUCUUCUGUUAUUGAUUCAUCUCUACUGGAUCGCUUACAUUGUCAAUUAGAAAGAACUCGAACUACAGUUGACCAUUGUCUUACUUUACAAUUAUAUUUGGGAAAUCGUGUCGAAUUGGGCAUAGCCUGUGCUUUUGCUAACAUGAAUUGGAUUCUACCAGGUCGUUUAAGUUUGCUUAUUCGUCCGUUAAUGGACACUAUACGAUGUGUGAAACCAUGUAUAAAUCAAUCCGAUAAUGCUGUGCGAUCAUUGAAUUCAGGUACCGAUGGUAUUUUUCAAACAAAUUCCCGUCCCAAUAUUGCUUCUACUGCUACAUCUACAUCGUCGAUUUUUGGUGGUAGUAAUGCUUAUGGUAGUAGUAGCAGUAAUAGCAGUGCUGUUGGGUCAUGCAUAGAUAUGUUACCAAUUGGUACAUGUGUACAUCUUCAACGCUUGGCUGCCAGUUGUUUAGCGCGUCUUUUGUGGUUAGAGUGGAAGAUGUUAAGCAUUAAUCCCCCAUCACAAUCAUCAUCAACAUUGUUGACGAAUAAAAGUUUACUUCCAAACACUUCUAAAGCUGCUACCAAAGUAAUCAAAAAUCUUACUUCCUAUUUAAUAGAAUCUGAUCCAGACUUCUUGUUGUCUCUAUCAAGUACUUCAAAUCUUUCAUCAGAAGCAAGUCAUCAACCCAAUGAAGAUCAAUCAUCAGUUGAUACUAAAAUAGCAUGUGUUAAUUCGCUCUCUACAUAUCGAUUAGAUUUGGUUACAAACACGUCGUCAUCGUCUGAAGCACUGCAUCAGUCUUCCCAACGUCGUGGGGCUUACAUUUCUUUGUCUUGCAUUUGUUAUACAUUUAUCAAUUUAUAUCAUCAUGAAGAAGGUAAUCAAACUUGUUGGUCAUCAUCAAAAUCAUCAUCAAGUGCGGCUAUGGAAUCUAUCGAUCAUCAACCUUGUCAUCAUCGUUUAUCAAAUAUCUCAUUAAAUAGUCUUCGCCUAGGUAUACCAUCAUUAUGGCAUUUAUUUUGGAUAAAUCCAGUCAAAAUUGUCAUUAAUUAUUAUCGCCAAUCAGGCAUUUUAGUAGAAAAUGGUGAAUCUAUGGAACAAGGUGGAGAAAUAUCUGAAAGAAGGGGAUAUAUUUACUCGACUUUGAAGAAAUUGACUGACAAAAUCAAAGUUAACAUGUACAAACUGAAACCAGUUGAUUUGCCUAAAUCAAACCAGGAUGAAUUACUUAGUGGACUGAUUGUUUUGUCCUCGUGUCUCAAUGUUAUUCUACCUUGUAUUGAUCCAGAUAAAAAAGAAACCUUUUGUGAUCAAAAAGAUGAUAUAUCAUUUGAGCAAAUUAUCUGGUUAGCCUCAUUAGUUAUUCGUUUACCAAGUAUUGUUUAUCGUCGGGUCGGUGCACGUCUUCUUGCUGACUUAACUUUGUUAAGACCAGUUUAUACAUUAAAUAUUUUAUUGCCAUUAUUAUUGUUUACUAGUAACGGCGUUUUUUUACCAACUGAUUCAUCAACAUUAUGUGUUGGUACAUUGGAGACAUUUUUAACAAUUGUUGAAAAAUUCUCCAACAUGCAUAAUUCAUCCAGUUAUAUUCUUCAAAGUGUCCCACCAGUUAUUCUUGACGAUCCACUUGCUGAACCGAAUUCAAAGUCAUCUUCAUUAUUAUCAAUGUGUAGAUGUUUUAUGAAUUUUGUGCAUGAACAAUCAACAUUGGAUUUUGAGUCGAAACUUCCAAAUGAAUUAACAAUUAAUAUUACGAUUAAUAGUAAUAGUGAAGAUGGAACAAAUUCAUUAUUAUCUAAUAAUCUGAAAUUGUUUUUACCAUAUGUAGUUUUAUUACUAACUCCAACUUUAAGAUUAAUAUCAAAUUCUAAUCAACAUAUACGUUCUACAGCAGGAAGAUUGUUUGCAGCUUUAUUGAAUUUACUACCGUUAGAGUCAUCGAUUCCAAAUCCUGAAAAAAUGAAGGAAGAAUUUAAGCAAAUUCGCCUUGAACAACGUGAAUUUAUUGAUAAUUUACUACACCCUGAUCGUAUUCAAUCAUACAAUCUACCAAUUAAAAUAAAUGGUACACUACGAACAUACCAACAGGAAGGAGUAAAUUGGCUGUGCUUUCUUAAUCGUUACGGUCUAAAUGGUGUAUUGUGUGAUGACUUAGGUUUAGGCAAAACGUUACAAACUAUUUGUAUACUAGCCGGUAGUCACCAUGAAUUGAAACAAUGUUCGGCGAUAAAUAACUCGAAUGAAUAUUGUAUAUCUAAUGAAUCUGUUGUGAUGGAUACAAAAAUUGAUGAAAAAUUCCCAGUCUCGCUAAUUAUUUGUCCAUCUACUUUAUGUGCUCAUUGGUUUCAUGAAAUACAACAUUUUGCACAAACUGAAGAUUUGAAUCCUUUGAUUUAUGGCGGCAGUCCUACAGUUAGACAAAACCUUCAGUCCAAAUUACAUCAGUAUGAUGUAAUCAUUAUAUCUUAUGACUUAAUUCGGAGUGAUAUAGGAUUUUUCGAAUUAAUCAACUGGAAUUAUGUUGUUCUAGAUGAGGGUCAUAUUAUCAAAAGUAGUAAAUCAAAGGUCACACGUGCAGUAAAACAUUUAGUUGCUCAGCACCGUCUUAUUUUGACUGGAACGCCUAUUCAGAAUAGAGUUUCUGAGCUAUGGUCUCUGUUCGACUUUCUUAUGCCUGAGUUUCUGGGUACAGAACAGUAUUUUUUAGCGAAAUUCGCACGUCCUGUGGCUGCUAGUCGAGAUAUUAAAGCUUCUAAAUCUGACCAACAAGCAGGUCAAUUAGCACUAGAGAAACUUCAUCGACUUGUAUUGCCAUUUAUGUUGAGACGGUUAAAAGAGGAUGUUAUGCAAGAUUUACCACCGAAGAUUAUUCAAGAUUUUGCUUGUAAAAUGACACCAAUUCAACGUAAACUGUAUGAAUCAUUUCAAAAAACCGAUGAAGGACAACAAGUGAUGAAUUUUGUAUCGGCUAGUAGUGGUGACUUUUAUUCUGAAUGUCGUUCUUCCUCGUUCGGUUGCGUUUCUACAUCACAUGGUUUUCAUGCUUUACGCUACUUUCAAGCAGUUUGUAAUCAUCCGUGUUUAGUCUUAAAAUCUAAUCACCCUUUACUUGAUGAGAUUAAACAAGAAUUAUGCGUAGAUUCAAUGGAACAGUUAAGAGCAAUUGAUUAUAGUGGGAAACUAUUGGCUUUAUGCCGUCUUCUAACUGAUUGUGGCUUCGGGAGUCCAAACUCAAUCAAUGGCACAAAUUCUGGUAAUAGUGGUAACACUUUGUCGUCAACGUCUGGGACGUCGACUUCAUCUCAUUAUUUGGAUUCUUAUCCUGGUCUACUAAGUCAACACAGAGCUCUAAUGUUCUUUCAAACACGUGAAAUGUUACAAUUGACUGGAGAAAUGUUGAAAAAACAAUUUCCAUGGAUAACUGCUACACGAUUAGAUGGUACUGUACCGGUGAAUGAACGACACAAUCGUGUGGUUAGAUUCAAUCAAGAUCCAUCGAUCGAUUUGAUGCUAUUGACAACAGCUGUUGGUGGACUAGGGUUAAAUCUGACUGGUGCAGAUACUGUAAUCUUUGUGGAACAUGACUGGAAUCCGAGUAAAGAUUUACAGGCUAUGGAUCGAGCUCAUCGUAUUGGUCAACGACGUACAGUUAAUGUUUAUCGUUUAAUUACUGAAGAUAGUAUAGAAGAGCAAAUUAUGAAUUUACAAGCAUUCAAAUUGCAUUUAGCUAAUACAGUAUUAACAUCAGAUAAUAAAAAUUUAAAUGAUAUGGAUACAGAACAUUUAUUUGAUCGAUUAACAACAACCACAACAGCAACAACAACUAAUGACAAUCAAGUAACUAAAGCUAAUCAUACAAAUCUUCAAUUUACUUUAUUAGAUGAUCUUGAAGCCUAUUAUGAAACUGAAUAUAAUUUAGAUACAUUUGUUGCUCGUUUAAAUACAAAUUAAUCAUUUUUAUUAUUAUUAUUAUCUUAUGUAUAAAUUUUAUAGAUCUACUAUCCUAUCAAAUUAGUCAGUGAAUUUGUUUCUAUGGUUUGGUUUUUGUCAUUAUUGUCCGUCUCAUCAAUUGUUUGUUUGUUUUGCCUAGUUUAUUAUCAGUUAUGAAAUGAAUUGGUGUGUUAUUUUAUCAUCUUUGAAUAAGGAUAUCUCAUUUAUUGCAUUUCUACAUUUGUUUUUUUCUUUUAUCAUUUAUCUUGUCUUAUUUCACCUAUACUGAUAGCAUGUAUUUCGAUAUGGGGAUAAUGAAUACUUUUCCACUUGUUGGCUAUAUCUAUAUCUUGGUGGGGCUUUUUUUAAAUCAGAAUCAAUUACUGUUGCCCAGUAACAUUUAAUCUAGUUACAAAUCAUGAAUGUAAUAAUGUUCUAUAUGCUAUUACUAUCAUUUCUGUUAUAUUUUCCAGUUCCUUAUCAUUGCAAUAUCUUUAUAUAUAUAUAUAUAUAUAUAUAUAUAUAUAUAUAUAUAUAUAUAUAUAUAUAUAUAUAUACCUCUUUGUUACUAUUUGGAAUCGUAUAUACUAAAACUACUGCAUUACUCCUGUAAUAGGUUUAAUAUAAAUUAUAUUCAAUUUUACGGAUCUAAGAAUCCUGUGUGUAAUAAUCAUAAAGUUGAUGUUUUCUAAACCUUAUGGUUUAUUGUAUCUACUGUUAAAUGUUCGGGAAAUAUAUGAUCGAAUGGUUUUAUAUUUUAUUGAUGAUUUAUUUUUCGGUAAACUGAUGCUCUCACUGUCCACAAUACUAAUACAAUAUUCAUUUGUUUAUAGUACGUCGAAUAAUAUCAAGAUGGGCAUAAUAUAUUACAUAGAAGGUGCGAUUUUCAUUUUAUUUGGUUGUGAGCUUUGAUACUACCCACGUCAGUCAUCAACAACGUAUAACUUCGUACGUACGUACCUGGGCACGCGGGUAAUAUCUGGAAUAGACCACAUACUAUUUGGGUGGCCAGACCGAAGAAGAUAGUUUUCUUAUGGAGCCACACCCGGAGCCUUCGACCUAAAGGUCUGAUCCACAAGGCAUUCGAGCAACGUCAGCAGAUUCAGUUCCAUGGUAGCCGGUGAUCAAUAAUAGGUUCAUACGCCAUUUGUUCACUCAGGAUCCUGUAGUCCAUGUGCACCAUUGGUUUGGAAUCAGGGUUUUCCAUCUCCUGUAGGUGUGUACCCUCCGUAUCAGUGGCGCAUAUGUAUCUGGUGCCCCAGAUACGUUUGUAUAUGUUCAAAUAUAUAAAUCGAAAGUUCAAAAUAUCAGUCCAACGAAUUUUGAUUCAUCUUAUUAAAGGUUACAUAUUCAAUAUGCAAUUUCAGUGCAAUCAUUUGCAUAAACAUACAACUAAAAUACUUCCCAACCUAAUGUAAUAUCAUUGUCUGAAAGAACCAAUAUCCAGUCGAGUAACUAACAGGAAAAUUGUGUUUCUUUUAUCAUAUUCAAUCGACUAACUUCAUGUGAUAUAUUUUUGUUGCUUAUGUUUUUAACAUAGAUAGAAUUAGUCGAGAAGUUCGUGUAUCUGGGUAGCUGCAUAAGUGCUGGUGGUGGCGUGAGUGAUGAGAUCAAUGCACGUAUAGUGAAAGCCAGAGCGGCUUAUGCCAAUCUGGGCCAUCUUUGGAGCCUUCGUGAUGUUAGUCUAGCCGUAAAAGGUCGGACUUACAACGCAUCGGUGAGAGUAGUUUUGCUCUAUACUUGUGAAACCUGGCCUCUCCGAGUUGAGGAUGUUAGACGACUCUCUGUGUUCGAUCAUCGUUGUCUCCGAAGGCUUGGUGACAUCCAGUGGCAACACCAUGUUAGUAAUACAGAGGUUCGGGCACAGAGACGAUAAUGCAAUCGGUGUCACCAUCUUGAAACAUCGACUUCGGUGGCUUGGACAUGUUCUGCGAAUGUCGUCCCAGAGAAUUCCACGUCGUGCAUUAUUUGCCGACUUCGGGAUUGGUUGGAAAAAGUGGGAAGGUGAUCAGUAUAUGACAUAAUGUCGUGGCAUGAAAGAAAGCUGCAAAGGACUGGCUUCUGUUGGUCCUUCACGUCUCCCUGGCUGGGGUCCGAGAGAUGGUGCAACACAGUGGCUAGAGACGUUAUCAGAUAUGGCUCAGAAUAGAAGCCAGUGGCGAUCCUGCUGUAACCUUCUUUUACUUUCUUCAUAAAAAGUGGUUGUGUCUUCCUUAACUGAAAGAUUUCUUCUGAUUGUACCUUUUCGUUUCCCCCAUUAUUAUUAUUAUUACGCUACCUUAUCUUAUUCUGUUCGUUAUUUUUUUUAACGCUCCUCACCUUUUUUCCUUCUCUUCAAAUUCCCAUUGUUUUGUGUGGCGCAUAUAUAUUCGGUGCCCUCUUGUACCAAUAUUUAUGUGUUCAAAUAAAUAGAUUAAUAUGUUUUUAAAGUUAAUGAGCUGGCUAGUUUGAUUAUGCUAAGAAGAAAGCCUUUAAAACAAGUCUUUCAGAAUAUGUAUCUGAAUGAAGUCAACAUUGUCAACUUUUGCUCAUUAAUUUCAUACCACACUGUCCUUUUGUGAAUACAUCACCAUUCCUUCCGAUAACCUUAUAUGUCCCUGGAUUACACCUUGUAAAUAUCUCGUAAUCAAAUAUGAAAGUGGAGAUAAAAUCCAGCUGUUUAUUUUCUCAGAAUGAAAUUUAAUGGUUAUUCGCCUUGAAAUCAGUGAAAUUUAAACAUUAUAACAUCACUUGUAUGCAAACAACUGGUGUAGUCAUGUUUUAAAUUUUGGACAGUUUUUUCUUAUUUUUGCUGUUGCUGCGUCGUCAGCCCUUCACAUAGAAUUUAGUACUGUCAAUAGAGCAACAGGGAGUCGUUUUAACAACAUUCUGUAUUUGGUAAUUUAGAUUGUCCAACAACCAAAUCCUGUAACUUAAGACUACCAAGAAACCUGAAUGCACAUUCGAUUCUACUGAUUGGAUGAAAUUCAGUAUUCAUCGAAUGCAGUUAAACAUUUAUCUAGUGCUACUACUUCCUAAUGUCAACAGUUUUCACAUGGCGUCAUAAACGUUAUGUAAAUAUUAGUUAUAUCUAAGGUCAUGGUAUAAUCCACACUUUUUUAAAAAUUUAUCCGAAAUUCAAUGUCACUAAACCAAUGUGCAGUGAAACUUGGGAAAAUUUUACACUAAAAUCCAGUAGUAGUAGUAGUAGUAUUAAUAUGAAUGUAAAGAAACGUGAUAGUAUUACGUAAAAUUCACCUCUUUAAACCACCAAGGUCAGAUAGUACCUUUUGAACUUGUGAAGUAAUAGAAUCAUACCACUAUGAAUUCUGAAGUUAUUCGCUUCUAUUUAUUAACUAAACAACCCACAUUUCUACGCAACUCGAAACAGUGAAUUUAUUUAAUCGCAGCACAUUAGGUGUUCAUAUUUGAUUACUACAUUAGCAGUCAAUCGGCUACAACGUAGGACCAGGCACAUAUAUGCAUCGGUCCAAGUUGCCAUACCUCAUUAACACAGCAAGAUAGACACCGGAUUCAUAAAAGUAGUUAAUUCAGAGGUGGUAAUAUAUAAAAGAAAGAUUGCAUAUAAGGAUGUAGUACAGGAAGAAAGAAUUAGUUCGUAGAAAGAAAGAUAUGAAGCGAUUUUAAUCUCUUAGUCUAAGGGAAGACAGAGAGUGUAUACACCUACUACAUUAGAUAACAUAAUAUAUUAAUGGCUAGGUAACUCUACUGAUGCUGGAUUAUUUCAGUGUUGCUGG
Molecule: messenger RNA, 10804 nt
Organism: Schistosoma haematobium
Lineage: Eukaryota; Metazoa; Platyhelminthes; Trematoda; Strigeidida; Schistosomatidae
Gene: BTAF1
Product: btaf1 RNA polymerase II, B-TFIID transcription factor-associated, 170kDa
Exons: 32
Coding region: 444-7088 (2214 amino acids)
Molecular function (GO): ATP-dependent chromatin remodeler activity; DNA binding; ATP binding
Source: RefSeq, a predicted model, not a curated record